UAUCGGUUAUCCAACGCACCGUUAUGAGCUAUAAUAUCUUCUAUGAUUUAUGUAGUCUUGUGCCUUGAAGUCACGUGAUGGACGUAUGUAGCAACUAGCAAAGCAAAUUUUCUCCCUCUUAAAAGACUUAGAUCAUGAUCAUCCACAUAGCUUCUAUUUGCUUCUCAUAGCUUACUUGCUUUCCCUCUUCUUGUGUCUUUUGAUCAUCCGUUUACAAUGACUCCAAUCUUCUUUAAUUCAUCUUCUAACAAUUAUUCAUCAUACCCAACUGAUCACUAUGAAGAUCACCUUCACACCCACCAAUUCUUGACCCCCAUAUCUCAACCUUCGUCGUCUUCGAAAUCGCUCACAACCCAUAUGUUCUUGAACUCAAGUGAUCAAAAUGGGAUCUUUAAUGAGGAUUUAAAUGAGUCUCCACAAUAUCAACAUGAGGGCAAUCAUUUUGGAUCACAAGCAUACAAAGAUCAUGGGAUUGAGAACAAUAACAUGAAAGGAUUGGUAGAUCUUUCUACAUGGAACAAGAGUAGUGAUCUACAUCAAGUGAAGUGGAUGUCUUCCAAGAUGAGGGUGAUGCUCAAAAUGAAGAAAUCUGAUCAUCAACCCAUGAAUAUAAACACUUAUAGUUCCACUAGUACACAAGUGACCAAGCUUGAAGAACACAAUUCACCAAUGGAAGAAACUGAUAAUUCAAGCAAUAGUACUUCUUCAAACAAUAACAUACCAAUUAGGGUUUGUUCGGAUUGUAACACCACCAAAACGCCUCUAUGGCGAAGCGGUCCUCGUGGUCCUAAGUCACUUUGCAAUGCCUGCGGAAUCCGACAAAGGAAGGCGAGAAGAGCCGCAGCUGCGGCUGCAGCAGCCGAGAAUGGCGAUGGGUGUGUUUACAAUAAUCAAUUGGUCAUAGCACCAUUGAAGGUUACAAAAACUCAACACAAAGAUCACAAAAAACCAAGUAAAGGGCAUGUUGCAAAGUACAAGAAAAGGCAAUACUCCAAGCAAAUCACCACCACCACCACAACCACCACUCCACCGCCAUCCGCCUCACCAUCAUCAUCACUGUCCCCAUCACCAUUACCAUCACCGUCACCGCCUUCAUCUUCUCCGCCGGCAAGAAAGAAUGGUGUGGAGGAGUUUCUUAUGAAUCUAAGCAAGAACUUGACAUUUUACCAUGUGUUGCCACAAGAUGAAAGAGAAGCUGCAAUCCUACUAAUGGCAAUCUCAUGUGGCUAUGCUCAUGAGACCUAAAAGUAUUCAAGUUUAUUUCAAUUUGCAGGUGAGUUAUAGGGAUUUAAAACUUAUGUGUUACCUUCAUUUAUUUUGGAUUUCAUUUGCUAACGGUUAGUGAGGAUGAGGGUUAAGUUAAAUGUGUUGUGAGUUAUAUGUUUGUAUAAGAAUAAUAGAAUAUAUUUGAUGAACAUGUUGAUAACCAAAAGUAUUUAUGGAUCUCAUGUUCUUCAUCUAUGCUUAGAAAUUAUGUAAUAAUUCAUGUUUCUAUUUGAUCCAUA
Molecule: messenger RNA, 1505 nt
Organism: Helianthus annuus (common sunflower)
Lineage: Eukaryota; Viridiplantae; Streptophyta; Magnoliopsida; Asterales; Asteraceae
Product: GATA transcription factor 21
Exons: 3
Coding region: 217-1245 (342 amino acids)
Biological process (GO): regulation of DNA-templated transcription
Molecular function (GO): zinc ion binding; sequence-specific DNA binding
Source: RefSeq, a predicted model, not a curated record